CUCUUGAUUAUAUCCCAUCGUGUCCUUUUAUCCGCUAUCUGUGUAGUUAAUAUUCUAUGCGAUCGCAGCACAAUACGGAUUUGCUAUGUACUGGCCCCGUCCUCGUCGACUCUCUCUCCGUCUCUUUCGAGAGAUUUUUUCGGUAUAUAUGAGAAAAAUUACCAGCCAUUCGCUCGGCCACUGAGUUAGUCAAUCAAUCAGUGAUUGCGUGAUCUCGUUCGCGAUCAGCUGUGUUGCUCACGGCUUCUGAUGACCUUUCCUAUGCCAGCAGAGACGCUACAUGGCUCACUACUUAGCCUCAUCCAUUACUGCCUACGCUUUCAGCUUUGAUGAUAGCUACUACCGCUGCAGCGGUCGCUAGAGGACGGCACCAGCAAAAAAUAUCAGUAGAGAUUAGGUGACUCAACGCAAAGUGGUGCAGGGACUAUUACAAGAAUCUUUUUCCGUGAGCGAAGGAAGACGGUAAGGAGUAGAUCGGCUGUGCGGACGAGAGUGCGAGAACAAGUUUAAGCGGGGCGGCAGACCGUGUUCCACUGCAGUCUCAAACGAACGUUGUCACUCACAAUGUGGGGCAGCACUAAAACGACAACAAAAAUAAAAAAGAAAAGGCCGUAUCAAAAAAAUUUGCCUUUUGAGUACCAUUGCCAUUGACACGGGAUCGAAAAACGCGUACAGGUUAAGCAUUUUUGACGGUGUAAACAGACAAGACUAUUCAAAGCAGUGCUAUAGGACUGUGGAAUCUGCGGAAGGCUAUCAGGCUUAGGUGUUAUUGUGCGACGAAUAGUGCGAACAGUUUCAUAGUGUAGCAACUCGGACGUUAUCGAGUUCGUAUGUCUGCAGCUAAUUCUUGCAAACGUCCCUAGAAAGAUUUAGCUAUAGAAGAUCCGCAUGAGGAUCGCCGACGUUGUUAGGUGCUGGCAGCAGUCGUCGGUCAUUUUAGGACAGAAGAAUCCGAGUGCAGUGUGGAUCUGUAUGAGAUAAGCAAGGAAGCCUAAUUAAUUAUAGAAAAAUAGGCUGUUUCAUGAAUUAAAUAGCGGAAAAGCCAUUGACAUCUGCUAAUAUUGUAUCGCCUCUUUUAGCAGACGAAUCACAUCCGAUUUGUCAGUGUACCGUGACAAGUGCACCCCACCUACUUCUGCUACCACUUCAGAUUAAUCGGGGUCUGAUCUAGUGGCCCACGGUGUCCCGCCUGGAAUCCCCCGGGUCAUCGCAACAACCACGUCCCCUUCAACCAAGAUCCUAAGCCAAGACGCAAUCUACAUCAAUUCAUCAUCGAGUACCCGCUACUGCACAUUCGGUCGAUCCCAAUUCAACCUCAUGUCGACUUCAUUGAUUUUUAACAAUGUACUAAUCGACUAACCUGCCAUACCUGGUGCUCUGUUUUAUUGCCUGCUCCAAAAUAUUGCCUGCUCGCUAUUGAAGCCAUAUAUUUACGCGACAACGUCUUGGACUCAUCCUUGUUUGUGAAUUAGUUCGCUUUAAAAAUCGCUACAUGUUACCACUAUCAGCACCCUUAUCACGACCUAGUACCAUCUACUCUUGUGUUGUGCUGGUAUAUACUGUGUCCAGAUGCUUUCCCUCGUGGGAAGCAAUCUAUUUAAAUUUGAGACAGAGUUAAGAAGACGCCUGUCUCAUCCCUAAAACUAAAGGAAAUACAUAACUAUGUAAUCUAGCGUUAUGGCUGGCGCAAAGAUCGGGCCUCAAGAGAGUUAACCAAGUGGAAACACCUGACGCAGUGAAUUACAUGAAUUGUGCCAUUUUAUAUCGCUCUACUUACGCAAAAGACACGCAGAGGACUAUUUUUUUUUUACUGAUUAUCAGUGCAAGAGUGAAAAAUCAAGAUUGUGAUUCCAAUACGCUUACCCAUUUUCUUAUGUUAUACCAAAUACCGCUUUAGCGAGUGCGUUGGGACCUUAAACAGAAAAUUUUUGAUAAUGAAAUUUUUUAAUGCACCGAAAUUGCGACAUUGUUUCGUAUAAAUCUAAAGUAGUUGCAAAUGAAGUUGCCUGGGGAGUUAGAGAAUACAAAGCGCUCUACUUACAAUCACACAGCUUGUAUAGGAGAUGAGCAAUUUAAUGGAGUCUGUGGCGCCUUGUUCCAUAUGAAAACGUCACACUCUUUGCUCGUACACUGUUAAUGCUGAAUUAAUGUCUGUCAGCUUGUUGGAACAUCAGGUGUUACUGUUUUUGUAGCUAUACACAUCUGGGAAGCUAUAAACUUUCCCUCUUCACACAAUCUCAUGCUUAACCGCGGUCGGCGUCAUGUUCGCAUCUCCUCAAGUCACCAACGCGAAGCUAGCUCAGGCCCGGGCUCAAGGCCUAAGUUUCCUGGGACCGGCACCAAGACCGACUAAUAGUAACCGAGGCCAAGAGCAACGACAUGCGCCGCUUGUUGCCUCUGCCAUCGACAUUCCACCAGCGACAGCGCUAUCCUCUUCAGCUCCAGAGAUCCCGGAGAAACCGCCCAGGAAAAAAUCUGAUCCGGUGUUAAGUUCCUCCGCGCCCGCUUCAGUCGAAGGCGAAAGCGUAAACUCCGCUUCUUCAGGCGCUGAUUGCGAUGGCGAAAAUCGACGUCGGAGACAAGAUUCACGUUCUACGGGAAACACGAGGGCACCCAGUCCAAUCGAAGGUCCCCUAUUAUCCAGCAACCUCAGCCCGGAAACACCUCAACCAUUGAAUGAAGCGGAAUCUCCUCUCGACUGUUCUGCACUUUGCAUCAAUAAAACACAUUUCGCCGAGGAACGUAAUGAAUCCCCGGCACACUUGCUCGUAGGCAGAGAGAAUUCUACUAUUGGUACUAGAGGAGACGUUAAAGAUGAUCCUUCGCCUAAGGAUGGACGUGAAUCAAAAGAUCCUCCCGAGAGGACGCUUCCCUCAAGCAUAUCGGCUUCCACGAUCUCUAUUCAGCCUUCACAGACGUCGGGUGGUUCGGGCGGAAAAGGCAGUUCUCCAGGAUCGACACCGGCCCCUGAAGUGAAGAAAAAAGCGAAGAAGAAUCGAAAACCAGCCUGGUAUCAACAUUUGAUCUCUCCAACGUACAAGUCGAAAUGCGCGGACUUUCGUCGACUGUUUGCCAAGGAAGGAGUUCCCGAGACGGAAAUGCUCAUAGAUGAUUACUCGUGCGCCUUACAAAGGGAUAUUCUGGCGCACGGGCGUCUUUAUGUCUCUCAAAACUUCUUUUGUUUUUACGCGAACAUCUUCAAAUGGGAGACAUGCGUCGUCCUCAAAUGUCAAGAUUUAACCUCAAUGACAAAAGAGAAAACCGCGUUGGUCAUCCCCAAUGCUAUCGUCUGCCAGACGGAAAACGAGAGGUACUUCUUUACAUCGUUCGCGGCCCGUGAUAAAACCUAUCUAAUGUUAUUCCGCAUUUGGCAGAAUGCCCUUCUUGCACAGCCGAUGAGCAACAGAGAAUGUUGGCGUUUGGUGCACCACAGGUACGGCGAUGAGCUAGGCUUAAGUACGGAUGAUGAAAUGGACUACAUCGCUCCUGAUGAUCUCAAUAAUGUUAAGGCCAUCGACGUAAAAAACCUUGCAGAGAUUCCGAUAGAUGAAAGUGAAAUAGCUCAACCCGAUUCACCAUCGCUUCGACCUUUGGCUAAUGUUACUACUGCGAAGACGUCAGGUACGUCUUCAGCCGUCGUAUCGGAAGAUGCCAAGUCUUCAGCGUCCUCUGCUGAAGAAUUGGAUGAAGACGGAGGCUCGCCUGACAAAGACUCUGAAAUACUAGAGUGUCCUGAGAGUCACGACGGUAUGACGCAGUACCUGGACAAGUCAUUUGCUAUGGACAUUGAUCACCUGUUCACAUGCAUAUUUACCGCAUCUGAGUUUUAUCAAGAUCUACAAGCAGGUCGCAAAACUUCAAAUAUGACCAUUGGCAACUGGGAGCGACUCGAGGAUAAGCAGGUCCCAGGAGGCGGAGAAACAGGAUCUGACAAAGGUGGUAACGCACCGAAUUCCCCUGGAGGUGGCCAAUGCAAACAAAAAAGAAACCUUACAUAUACCGUCACCUUGAACCACGCCAUGGCCAAAAGUUGUACUUCUUUCGAAACGCAGAGUUUACAUCGGAAGUCUAAGCCCGGCAAGAUGUACUCUAUUCAAGCCGAAGUUUCCAAUCAGGGAAUUCCCUACGCGGACGCAUUUGUGGUGCAGCAGCAUUAUUGUUUACGGUGUGAAGGCGAGAACCGUUGCCGAUUACAAGUGUUCGCGCAGAUCAACUUCCGUAAACCACCUUGGGGAUUUAUUAAAAGUAUGAUUGAAAAGAACAUGCAUCAGGGAGUUACUGAGUAUGUGGCCGACCUUCAGAAAGCUUUGGACAAAGAAGUGGAGAGACUCGUUAGCGAUAGCGGACGAAUUCCGCCCCCCCUGACCUUAGACGUGCAAACCCCUCCAUCGAUAUCACCCGCCUUCCCCUCGAGACAAAGCGGUGUUUCGGCCAGGUGCAACGACAGGAAAAUUAUCGGACCAGAUGUUGCUACGUGGCCCACUAGGUGGGUUAGUCAAUGGAUUGACCCGACGAUGCUUCUCAAGGUGUUGACUGUAGUCAUUGCAGUUCUGCUCACCAUCAACGGCUAUGUGUUGUAUUCAUACUGGUCACACAAUGAUCAGGGUGAUACCUUAGAACCGACUGAUUUCAGUAAUCGUCCGCCAACUACGAUCGAGCAGUGGAAGAAAGCAUACGAACAAAGCCAGGUUCGGCAUCGACGUCAGUUGGAAGAGGUCAGCCGCUUGGUCGACCGGACCGUCGGCGGCCUCGACAACAUGCAGACGGUAUUCAGACAGCUCAAGAACGUUAUAGCUCAAUGGGGUAAUCACUUGCCGCUAACAAGCUCUUCGAUAGAAGGAUCAACCGCAUCGUCGCUCCACAGAGAACAAUCUCCGGCGUCUUCCUUUCAUACGAGCACAGAAAGUAGUACGUCUCGAGGAGAGUUCUAAAUCCUAUGGAGACAGAAGCAAACGAUUUUUAUGCUUACGCGUUAGUGCCGACGCAAUUCAGCAGGAUGAGCAGCAAGCAAUACUUAACCUGAUUAACGAAACCGAAAAACGCAUAGGUGGGCACCAUCAGUGUGAAAGAGUCUCGCUGUUGUGCUGAUGUCAUAAUCAACAAAAAUGACGUGGUUAUUAUAAUUGUAAUAAAAUUAUUAUGGAUAACUGGAUAGGAACAUGAAGUGCAUUGGUAGUGCACAUCAAGCCUCUUAAGCUGGUGGAUAGCAGCCGCACGGGAUUUUAAAAUCCUGAAAAAUGGAGACUACUUCAUUAGUGGGGUAUGAAUGUGAUGAGUGAUAAAAUUAAAGUUAAUGCAUAUAAUUAUGAAGAAAAACAGCAAUGCAAUGACGUACGCUGGCCAUGCGUAGGGGACGGAGCGAUGGAUCAAGAUUACAGUUAUUAUAGUUAUUUCGUGCUUCCUAUCCUAACCGUUGUUUAAUGUGUUUGGUCAUGGAAAAAGUAUAUGAUGAAUGAAACGAAUGUUAUUUGGAUGUCGUGCAAGGAGAAAUGCUAGAGUAGUUACGCUACAUUUAUAACUACGCGCGUAGCCUGAGUUCAUUAGAACAAAAAUUAUUGAUUGUCAAUUACUGCCUCUGAUAGAGGCUGCACAGGGGACACACUAUAUGUAAUGGGAAGAAAAGUAAUGGUUGAGUGCGUUAUCGAACCCUAUUAUCUGUUGACUCGAACCUGAAUUAUCUAAAAAAUGUUAAUAAAAAAUACUAAAAGCGGGGGGCGCUCGAAAUAGUAUCAUCGAAGCAUGUUGAAAUAAUACGAUAGCUUGGGCAGCUGGUUUAUCCAAGUCAUUACAAACACAUGGAUGUGUAUACAAAAAAAAGAAGCAGCAGUACGAUCAAAACAUAGAAUACGCCAUAUACGUACGCGCUCAGUUCACAAUCCCUACCAGUCAUAUAUUUUCGGGUAAAACUUUUUUAAUUAAAUAUUCUACCUAUUGAUAUUAAUAUAUGUGCAGAAAAAUGUGUUUGUUCAUAGUAUUAAACAUUAUAAUUAACGUAGCUUUUUUACAAUCUGAUCACACAGUUAUUAUUAACAGUUGGAAACGUAAAAGUUACAGUAAGGGACUUUAUUAAAAAUUGACAAUCGCUUAAUUUUUAAGUCAUGUAACAGUUUUUCCGUCUACUCUCGUAGUCAUUUGAUCCCUGUUAUUAUGUAAUUUAAAUUAUAAAAACAAAGUAACAGAUAAUGAUUCUCUUACUGAAUAUUGGUCGUUGUGAAUUACGGGUAAGCUGGUGUUAGCAAUACACGAAGAGACAACAAUGGAAAAUAGUUCGAAAGUUUUUUGCUACUCGCAUUAUUCAUUCACUGGAUGGAAAAGGAUGAUAAUAAAUUAGACAAGAUAUUAUUAU
Molecule: messenger RNA, 6346 nt
Organism: Varroa destructor (honeybee mite)
Lineage: Eukaryota; Metazoa; Arthropoda; Arachnida; Mesostigmata; Varroidae
Product: protein Aster-B-like
Biological process (GO): intracellular sterol transport
Cellular component (GO): endoplasmic reticulum membrane; endoplasmic reticulum-plasma membrane contact site; plasma membrane
Molecular function (GO): sterol binding; sterol transfer activity
Source: RefSeq, a predicted model, not a curated record